Molecule: messenger RNA, 562 nt
Organism: Ostrinia furnacalis (Asian corn borer)
Lineage: Eukaryota; Metazoa; Arthropoda; Insecta; Lepidoptera; Crambidae
Exons: 3
Coding region: 112-432 (106 amino acids)
Source: RefSeq, a predicted model, not a curated record
AGGCCAAAAAUAAUAAACCACUAAAAGCAAAGCGAUCAAACUAUACGAAUCCAUCAAAAACGGUAACGCCGCACAUAUCGGCGCGAGCUUUUCAGCGCGCUGCCAAGUUCAAUGCGCAAGCGCCAGUGCUACGUCCACGCGCAGCCCGGCAACACGUAUGCGUAUAGAAACAACGAUUGUUUACCGAUUACGAUAUUCACAAUCGAUUCACAACGUAACUUAACACUGGCUGGAUAUUUUUCAGUGACGCUCAAUUUUUUCGUGCGUGAUUCUUUGUGUAUUUUUUUUCGUGUGCAGUGUUGUGUACGCAGUGAUGUGUCGAGUGCUUGGAACUUUACUGUAUUGAGUUUGACAGAUACAUCACAAAGACUGCUCAACCUCCUAGGGGGUUCCAAAUUAAUAAGGUGUAGGAUGAGUUUGCGACGGUGGUAGAGGGCAGGAGGGCGGCCGGAUGUGGCCCCCGCGCGCCCGUCCGCCCGCCGCCUCCGUCACCUAGCGCGCUCGCCGCGCUGCGACUAUGCGCAUGGUCAGCGCCCUGCCCACUCUGCUCGCGGUGAGUCCC